AUGGGUCAAGAAGAACAACCAACGAAAUGUUGCACUAGUAAUGGCAGUGGUGAUGGUGGUAUUAGUAUUGGCCACAUUAGUAGAUCUUCUAGGAAGCAAAAGCAAAAGAAAGUGCCACAAAGAGGGCUUGGUGUUGCACAACUAGAGAAAAUAAGACUAGAAGAGCAACAAAAGAAAGAUCGUGUCUCAAUAAAUUUGCCAUCUCCUCCUACAUCACAAACCAAACCUUCCAAUUUCUCUGUGCCAGUACCAAAUUAUGAAUCUCGUUCUUCUUCAAUCCCAUAUCCUCCUGAUCUCUCAUCUUCAAAUUCAAUGUUUAGGUCCCAAAAUAUAGAACUAAUCAACCCAAACAGUACUAUUCCCCUUGCAAAUUCUGUGGGGUGGCAAUCUGCUGUUCAAGGGCCAAAAAAUGUGCCUAAGAUGUGGAAUUCUAGUGAUUACAAUCUUGAAAAGGAAAAUUGUGGGGUUGAUUCUGGACUUGCUUUUCGGUCUAGUUUGAAUUUACAUUAUGAAUCCAACCCCAUUUGGCCCCUUCCUAGUUUGAUGCAAAGAGCACAACAACAUCGGCAACAUUCUUCUUCAUGUUCAAAGGUAAAUGCCUCAUCAGGAAGUUCAUCAUCAUCUUUGCAAAAUUUUCAGAUGGAGCCCCCUUCAAACCAAAGCUAUUAUGACAACUAUACAUAUAAUACACCUGUUUGGAUAGAGGAAGAGAAGAUGGUUGGCAUGAAGAGGCCAUAUCCCUUUUCACUGGACAAUCCACCAGCUUCUUCUUUCCAGUACAAGUGUCCUACUACGUCUUCAUUUGGCAAUGGAGGCUUGUAUAAUUUCAGUUUCAGCAGCCCAGAUUGCAGAGAAGGCUCCUCAUGUUCUAGUUCUAUCAUGGAACCUACUUCAAAGAAAGACAUCAAAGAAAAUUGGGCUUGCAAUGGAGAUUUUCUAACUCUAGCCCCCCCAGCUACUGGUUUGACAUCUAAAAAUCUCAAGCUCAAGCCUUCAGCUUAUCUAGCCUUCCAUAACUUCGAACCCUUUGAUUUUGAUUCACUGCCGUAUCAAGGCAACGUGGAAGAUCAAUUUCUCCAGCAGCCAGGAUCAAUUGUGACAAAUCAACAGCAGACAUACUAUUGCUUCCUGCCCCCAUCAUUAAUGCAAAUUGGCCAACCAGCAAAGACUAUUAAUAAUUGCACUCAUGGUGGUGAAGUAGGAGAAAACAUUGAUUUGAAUUUGAAGUUAUGA
Messenger RNA from Dovyalis caffra, 1233 nucleotides. The record is from the annotation of a GenBank genome assembly. NCBI's taxonomy places the organism in Eukaryota, Viridiplantae, Streptophyta, Magnoliopsida, Malpighiales, Salicaceae.